AAAAGAGGAGAGAGAGAGAUGGAGGGGGUUGAAGCUCGGUUUCAUAUGUCCUGGAGGAGGAGGAGAAGGAGAAGGAGGAGGAGGUUUUCAGUUUAACACACUUUAGCGUUGUCGACUCGAGUUCCACAAAAGAACAGACAAGCAACCGGUGGAGAGCGAAACGAGCGGAAUUGUAACAUCGCAACAUUGAAACAAUGGAACGCUGCGACAUUGUAACAUUUGUUUUGUUCGAGAAUCCCGCUUAAAAGACGCCGACAGUCGGAGGAGUUUUCAAACAGCGAAUGUGGAUUGUGUUUAAAGCAGCUGAGUGUGCAUAUUUUUGGAUACGGUUAUACCGAAAGGAAACGGAGGGGAAAACCGUUGGAAUAAUAACGACAAUAUGCGGCGCCUUUUACAUUCCGAAAGAAGUUUAAUGGGAAAGUUCGUUUCAAAACGCGAAUGUCACUAACAGAACCAAUGUGGUUAUUCAAAGCUCUUUUGCAUUGGAAACGUCAUGUAAUAAUGUUAAUCUCUUCUGUUAUGGAUUCAUAAUGUCUGUACGUUAUUCAUUGCGUCUGUUUGUGUACAUUCUGUGAGCUCCUAUGAGGAUGACCGUAACACUGCAAAUGGCAUAAGAGGAUGAUUGCUUUUCAUAAAGGUCAUUGCGUAUUGGGAGUUCUUUAUAUCACAUUUGCUUGGACUUGUAUGUGGUUCGUUGAUGGCUGUUUCUGUUGCUCAAAGCGACUUGGAUCGGAUUCACUCUCCACCGGCUGAUCAGGGGGGAUCGAUCUGCCUGAUUCACCCUUUACAGCAUCUACAGGAGGAGGAGGAGGACGCCGUCAGGACGCAAGAGUGGCUGCUUGUUUUGCACUUGGACUGUUUUGAAAAUUCGCCUUUUAUAUCUGGACCUGGAAUAUAGAGCCCGUUCCCUGGAAAUAGCCCGCCUCUUGUGCCCUAUAUGCCUGCGUGAGGAUUUUGCAGGCAGGGAUGCAGUUGAAUCGACCCAAGAGCGCGCAUCUCAUCAGCUCCAGUCCGCACAAUUCAUCCCCCUAUUCCAGCCAGUUCAAAAGCAUGCGCUUCUCGUACCACAUCAGCAGCGGCUUACCCAGUCCACAGCCGGCCCUGCGCAGAACAGGCCCAUCCACAUCCAGUCCGCGGCUCCUAACCAAGAGUCUGUCCCUUGAGCCAGGCCCCUGCCUCGGAGCCCACGAGACCCCACAGCGCCUCUGCUCUGACCCUGGACCCCUGGAAACCCAGCACUGCAAUGGCACAAGUGAGAACGGACCCCAGGAUGUCCCGCCUCCACCUCCUAAAACACGCCCACCUUUACCUGGGCCAAAGCCUCAAGUGCCCCCGAAACCCCCUCAUCUACAGCAGCCGAACGCUCGACGGCCACGCCCCCCGGACAAGCCCCUCCCUCCACCGCCCUCCCGCCCACUCCCCGCUGACCCUCGCCAAUCACGCGCCACCUUACCGAGAGCAGAGGGAAGCUCCUCCCCCACUUGUGUCCUCUCGCUCAUUGAGAAGUUUGAGAGGGAGCAGAUCAUCGUGGUGCCAGAUAUCACCGGGGGAGUGAUGUGUACCCCACGGGUCCCGGAACAGCAGGCCGCUCCUGGGUCAUUUAGCCCUCCACCCUCGGAGUUCAUCCUGCCCUGCACGUCCCUUCAGGAACCACUAGAGGCGCCGCUGGCCGAGGAGGAGAUCGAGAAAGAAGAAAAGGAGGAGGAAGAAGAGGUGGAUGAAACCGAGGAGGAUGACAGUGAACUCGGGGCAUCCUGCUCAGAAAAGCGUCUCUCUAUGGAAUCAGGCUACGGUGCCUCUGAUAAACUGCUGGACACCAUGGAGAUGAGGGACCUCACAGCCAACCAAUCAGAAAUCCCCUCUGAUCGCUUGUCCCUCCCACCAUCACAGAUGGAUGGGAAGCUGGCCAAUAGAGACAGCGGUAUUGACAGUAUCAGCUCGCCCUCACACAGUGAGGAGCUCUGCUUUGUUGGGGACGAGGAUCGGGUCGGUCACGAGAGGGAGAUUUGCCCGUGCAGCCCAGGGCCCGGGCUUCCUUGCGGCUAUGCCGAGGGGCCCGGAGGAGAGGGGGCCAGCGGUGUGGAGGGUGGCAGAGACUCAGAGGGAGACAGUGAUAUGGAAGAGGGCAGCGGUGACGAGAGUGAGAUGAACCCAAUGGCCCUACAACCUCUGCCUAAAGCUGAACGACAAGACUCCACUGAGCUGUCAGUCCAGCAGCGGGUAUUUAACAUUGCUAAUGAGCUGCUGCAUACAGAGAAGGCCUACGUGUCCAGACUGCACCUCCUGGACCAGGUUUUCUGCGCCCAGCUGAUGGAGGAAGCCCGGGCUCGCAGCUCCUUCCCCUGUGAGGUGGUCAUGGGCAUCUUCUCCAACAUCUGCUCCAUCUACUGCUUCCACCAGCAGUUCCUGCUGCCCGCGCUGGAGAAACGCAUGGAGGAAUGGGAUCUGAACCCCCGCAUCGGGGACAUCCUGCAGAAACUGGCACCUUUCCUGAAGAUGUACGGAGAGUAUGUGAAAAACUUUGACAGGGCCAUGGAGCUAGUGAACACCUGGAUGCAGCGCUCCUCUCAGUUCAAAGCCAUCAUUCACAACAUCCAGAAAGAGGAGAUGUGUGGGAAUCUUACCCUACAGCACCACAUGUUGGAGCCUGUGCAGAGGAUCCCUCGUUACGAGCUCCUGCUCAAAGACUAUCUGCACCGCCUGCCAGAGGACGCGGACGACUUCAAAGACGCUCAGAAAUCUCUGGAGCUGAUCGCCACAGCGGCAGAACAUUCAAACGCUGCCAUCAGGAAAAUGGAGCGCAUGAGAAAGCUGUUGAAGGUGUACGAGCUGCUCGGUGGAGAAGAGGACAUCGUUAACCCGACUAAUGAGCUCAUUAAAGAGGGACACAUCCUGAAACUGUCAGCUAAAAAUGGGACAUCACAGGAUAGAUACCUCAUUCUGUUCAAUGACCGGUUGUUGUACUGCGUCCCUAAACUGAGGCUGAUAGGACAGAAAUUUGGAGUGAGAGCGCGGAUUGAUGUAGACGGCAUGGAGCUGAAGGAGACCAGCAGCAUGAACGUACCACGAACCUUUCUGGUAUCCGGAAAACAACGUUCGCUAGAACUGCAAGCAAGGACGGAAGAAGAGAAGAGAGAUUGGAUUCAGGCAAUCCAGGCCACUAUACAGAGACAUGAACAGACGCUCGAGACCUUCCGAAUGCUCAACUGCUCAUUUCGGGAGGAGGACUUCACUCCUCCCAACUCUCCAAAUUGCACAGAGCUUGGAAAGCGAGCGCCCACUCCAAUCCGGGAGAAAGAGGUCACACUGUGCAUGAAGUGUCAGGAGCCUUUUAACUCUAUUACCAAAAGACGGCAUCACUGCAAAGCCUGCGGACACGUGGUGUGUGGAAAGUGUUCGGAGUUUCGCGCACGUCUGUUGUACGAUAACAACCGAGCCAACCGUGUGUGUAUAGACUGCUACACGACGCUAGUAGGAGUGCCGCCCUCUCCUGCCAGUCUGAGCAACAGCACACAGAGACGUCGCUCCAUUCUAGAGAAACAGGCCUCAGUGGCAGCUGAGAACAGUGUGCUGUGUAGUUUCUUGCAUCAUAUGGAGAAGGGAAGUGGCCGUGGAUGGCAGAAGGCCUGGUUCGUCAUUCCUGAAAAUGAACCACUGGUGCUGUAUAUCUAUGGUGCUCCACAGGAUGUCAAAGCUCAGCGCAGUAUUCCCCUCAUCGGAUUCGAGGUGUCACUACCUGAAUCAAGUGACCGUCUAGAACGUCGCUUCGCCUUCAAAAUGAGCCAGAGUCAUUUGACCGUUUACUUCAGUGCCGACUGUGAGGAAAUGCAGCGACGCUGGAUGGAAGUUUUGUCGAGAGCCGGCAGGGGUGAGGAGUUGCAGUCAAAUGGUCCGAUUUCCGAAGCCCUUGAAGAAGAAGGGGAGGAGCCAGCACCUACAGGAGAAAGCACAUGAUUGGCUGAAAAAUAUGAUAUCAUUUUGCACACACAAACUGUACAAAUGUGACCACAGCGACAGGAUAUAUUAGACAAAACACACACACACACACACACACAUAUACCUUCUCUCUUACACACAUCUGUAUUAAUUGUCAGUUGUAAGUUGCAUGAAAUAUCUACAGGUACGUUUCUCUGUGUAUUGCUCAUCUUGUGUGAGUGACCAGUGUUUGGAACAAUCUGACAAAAGUGUGCACACUUUAAAGACGACUUAUCAGAGAACAUGUGAUUACAUUCAUCAACUCUUUCAGUCGCUAGCAGUUUCUUUGUUGAAUCGACUGUUUCUGCCAAAUCUCGAGGUGUUGUGAAGUGUUUUCUCAAGGGUGUGUUCACACUUGGCAGGUUUGGUUUGAUUAAAACGAACUCUGGUGCGAUUGCUCUGUUAGUGAGGUUUACUUGAAUAAAUGUGAACGCUGCAAUCUGAACCUUGGUGCGCACCAAACAAGCGGACCGAGACCGCUGAAAAGGUGGCCCAAACGAACUCUGGUGCAGUUAGACUGAAAUAUGAAAGCCAGACGGACCAAAGACAUCUAAACGAGCCAAAAACAGGACGUGAUGUCAUGAGAUGCGACCCAAAAAAAGUCUUGUCAUAAGAGCUAUGGUGCCCAUUACAAUUCGGUACAAGUGUAACUGACGUAGGACGGUAAGAGCUGUGCGUGUAAACCUCACUUCCCUGAUCUCAAGAGGCGCUCUAGCGACUCUAGCGGUAUUUAGCCUCCUUGUUAGAGCGCCCGACUCCCAUGCGGACGGGCCCUUGUUCGAGUCCCGCUUAGAGCAGGCAGUUCGAACAGGAGGGGUAAUAUUGGUGCCGUGACCCAGAUGGGAGUGAGUUUUAGGGAGGUGAGUGUAACGGACGUAGGCCGAUAAGAGGUAUGCGUGUAAACCUCACUUCCCUGAUCUCAAGAGGUGCUCUAGCGACUGACACUAGAGACACUUUAGCCGCCUUGUUAGAGAGCCCGACUCCCAUGCCAGCGAACCUGGGUUCGAAUCCCACUUAGAGUGGGUGGUUCGAACAGGAGGGGUUACACAGGUGUCAGAAACACAGUCUCCUUGCAGCAGAUCUUUGUUUGUGUGUGUAACGCAGGAAUUCCUGGUGCUGUUUUGACUCCUUUACACAUUUUAUAAACCCUUUGUGAGUUCUCAGCUGGUAAAAAUACCAAUCAUGUGCACCCACGUACAACGAGUGCUUUUUUGUAUCUUUAGGUUAGGUCUUAAAAACGACAGUGUGAACGCUAAGAGAACCAGGACAAAAUGUAUCAUUUUCUUUUUUCGUCCGGAGAACCAAGAGAACCGAACUACAAGUGUGAACACACCAUAACUCGAUAUGGAUCAUACUUGGUUUAGCGAAGUGAGACAGUUUAGCGAGGUGACCGGUGGGGUGGUGUCCAUGAAUGUUUGGCCUGGUUUUGUGAAAGGUUUAGGUGACACAGAGAGUCUACAGUAAAAUAUCCUAGUUUACAUAACCAGAAGCAGGAUGGAAUGACGAUUUUGUUGAUUUUAAAUAAGCAAAAAUCAGUGGACUAUGAAUCUGGCCAAUAUUCAUGGCAAUAAUCCGCUUGGUAAGAGGAUCAAAUCCUGGAUUUCACAUUUCGAUUACAUAUUAAACAUUGGCUAUUGCAGUUAGCAGUGAAUUGUGACAGGAUUGGACACAUGAAAUGUUGUUCAGCUAUGCAAGCCUGUGUUUAUCUCUUAUAGUGUGGUAAUCAGGAACUGAACUGCUGGAACAUAGCAGGAAUAUUUAUUAAGCAGGUUCUAACCACUCAAAAACAACAGAAAUAUGUGCUUCCUGUUGACUCCAGGGUCCUUCAGCUCAGAGAACACCGCCAAAUUUACUCUGCCACCUAGUGGUCACUCAUCAUAACGCUCUAGGAGUGAAUGUCAGGAAACCGGUCAAGAACAUGUCAGCCCAAAAUCAAAAUACAUUUUAUUUUGCAUAAAAUAAAUUAAGCUUGUUUUAAUGACCAUUAAGAUUUUUGUUGCAUUGUGACAAAAUAAAAAUCUCAUUACUGUAAUGUGAAAUAAAAUAAAUUAUAUAUUUAAAUAGUAAAUUAUUUAUAUGUUGUACUGUCUGUCAUUUAUGCUAAUUUAAAUAAAAAUUACAGUAUUGAGAAUAACGGGAAUUACAAAAACAUUUAACUUAAUUGUAAUGAAAUUGAUCAUAAUGGUCCUAAAAAUAAGCAUGUUUUUCUUUUAAACAAAAUAAAAUUGAUUUAUUUUGCGGGGUGAAAUGAUACCUGGACAUGUUUUUGUGAGAUUAACAUCUAAGACUGUCCCUUUUUGCUCAAACUGUAGGGAAAAACUUUUCUGAGAAGGAAAACAUGUAUAAAAGAAAUGGACAGGGCUCUCCUUACAGGAUAACAAUUUUAUCCUGUUGUUUGAGUGUGCAUGAGUGAUUUUAUGAAUGCAGAGGCGUUUUGUGGGAUGGAAUUUGAUAAGAUUUUAGGUCAUGAAGGGUAUGUAUAAAUCGGGCUAGUUUUUAUCAUUGAAAACUCAAUGAUAUCCCUGCCUUAUUUAGAGGGGGUUUUGAUAAAUAUAGAAUAUAUAUAAAUAAAACAAGGUAAAAAUUUUGAUGAGGAUAUCAACCGUUUUCAGCCGUGUUGUAUUUGUGUAUGAAAAGUGCAAAAGAUUAAAGGACGAAUUCAUUUGUAAAUAUAACUUAUUCCUCUGAGCCCAGUUUUGUGGGUUAGGUAUUGUCAACGAGCUUUGGUGUUUGAUCUUUGUUAUGUGCAGUUUUAAAUGGACUUCUGAGCAUUGUGGUAAAUUCCGGGUCAAGAAAAGCUUAGGAUAAGUUCUCUCAUUUUACCACUUAUUCCAGAGGUAGAUAUUCAGUGUUUUAGGAAGAGCUUCACUUUCUUUUCCUCUUUUGAAUCCAGUUUCCAAAACGUAUUUGCCAAUGUGAACGCCUGAUGACUCACUGAGAACUGCUUUAACUUUUUGUGUUUGAUAUUGCUUUAAUCUUGCUCUUUGUUGUCAAAGACAUCGCUCGAUUAAAAGUAAAGGUGAACCAGUUGGUGUGUUUCCCCAAACCACCAGCCUGUCUGCUGUUUCCUUCCUCAAGGUACAAGAAAGGACUGUUGAUGCCAGUGCAUGGUUUGGGAGCGCUGAAGGCUUUGGGACAGGGCUGCGUGUGUUAACUUCCAUAUGUUUACGACUUGUACUGGUCAUUCCCAGAUCCUCAGUUGAGCCUGCCCGUCACUCACGCUUACACACACACAUUCAUCUUCCUGCUUUUCUCAGUAUUAUUGUUCUUGAUAUCCUGCCUUACUGAUAUUUUGCAACCCUGUGCUUAUCUACACAUUGUUUUUCACAAUUGCUUUUUGCCAAAGUAUACUGUGUAUUAGAAAUUCAAAUGUCUUUUCUGUGUUUUUUUGUCACAUUUUUAUGUUUAUUUGUUUUUUGUUUUUUAUUUUUACUUUUUUAUACCAAUAUUUAUUGUCUUUUUUACUCCUUGAGGUAAUUGUAGUGAGGGUCGUAAAACUCAACAAUGAACCAAAAGAUGAACACUACCAAAAUACGAAGGAAAAACACUAUACGUUAACAUUUGGGAGAAUAUAAGUUAUUGUUUCUGUGUGCUCCAAGUAUGUUUUAAUCCCACACUAACAGAAAGUUAAUGCAUUAAAUUUGAUUUCCUUAGUCCACAAAAUGUAUUUGUAAACAGUAUUUUGAAGGGAUAUAAUAUAGAAUACGGAUAUAAUUCUGUGUAAUCUCACAAAAAUAGUUUUACUACAUUUUUCAAAAAAGAUGGAGAUGAAAUACACUGUAGUUAAUUUUAGGGUAUCUGAACAAUUGUGCAUUUUUAAGCAAAAUUAUCUGAACAAUCUCAUGUCUUUGAUCUGACAUUAAGUGUCAUAUACAGAAAUAGAGGUGCUAUUUUAUUGUUUGAUCAAGGGAACAGCUUUGUGUUUAUAAAUAAAUGACAUGAUGACAUUCAGUGUACAUGAAUGAACAGGCUAUAUAAUCAGAGUUUCUAGUGUUUAAUAUGGAGGAAUCACACAAUGGUACUUGAAGGAUCAGAGCAGGAAUCAUUUGGGAGAAACAUUUUUGUUGAGGAGAAACCAGUACGUCUCUGUGGUGCAGAACAGAGAAUUAAAUGUUACAUUGUAUAUAUUGUAUAUGCUCAAAUCUGCAAACCAAAAGACUCCAUGAAUAGCACAGUCUGAUGAUGAUGAUGUAAUCUGUUCCGACACCUGGAUUUUUGACUUGAGUGUUCUAAUCUUGUUCAUUUUUAUAACCUAGUCCUAUUUCACCAAGUUCCAUUUUGCCAUGAGGAUGAUUACUUUGUUACACGCCAAACUUUUAAAACCUAUUUAUUGUAAACCAGCCUUUGGUUGAGCAGGUUUCUUUUAUAUGGACAUGUACAAUGGAAGCUAAAGAGAGAAAUGUUGAGGCAUGGGCCGUUGUUUUGCUCAUGGAUGUUAAUGAUUACCUGCCUAGUGAUGAUCUACCAUUCCCUCUUCUGCUGUCCGGCAUCAUCACAGCAUGCCAAACCCAAGGAAUUGAAAUGAGCACCACCUGACCUGUUUCCUUUUUCUUUUCUUUUUUGCUGACUCUUCAUGUGAUGCACGUCUGCAACAAAUCAGCAGAGAGGGAUUUGUAAAACAUUGCCAGAUAGCCCUAUAGCUGAUCUUCUCAAGGACAGCUAACACCGUGUUAAUUUGCUCAGAAACACUCUCAGACAACCAAGAAAUGGCUGCAUUACGAGCUUUGAUAUGUUUUAUUUUCAAGCCUAUUAGCCAAACCAUCACACUAUACGGCACAAGUAUACAUGCUAUUGUGUUCCCUCAUGAAACCUGGUUUAUUGUACACAUAAUAUGGGUAUUGCUGUUAUUUCAAGUACUAUUAUAAUUAUUAUUGUUGAUUAAAUUAGUGGCAGGCCACUGGGUACCAUUGUAUGUUAAUAUCCCAAUGAAAUCUGUGCAAGAUCAUGAAAAUGUUUAUGAAAUAAAGUAAUAAAAGAACAAAAA
Ctenopharyngodon idella (grass carp) is the source of this 8959-nucleotide messenger RNA. It is a transcript of the gene fgd1, whose product is annotated as FYVE, RhoGEF and PH domain containing 1. The transcript has 17 exons. The coding region runs from base 967 to 3954 and encodes 995 amino acids. Gene Ontology annotation, molecular function: metal ion binding; guanyl-nucleotide exchange factor activity. Lineage: Eukaryota; Metazoa; Chordata; Actinopteri; Cypriniformes; Xenocyprididae. Gene Ontology annotation, biological process: cytoskeleton organization; filopodium assembly. The record is from RefSeq and is a predicted model, not a curated record. Gene Ontology annotation, cellular component: cytoplasm.